CAGUCAGUCGUCACAGUAAACAGUAUAGAGUAGUUGUGUUCUGAUCUCUCCUCACGAACUGUUAUUAUAGCUGUAUAUACUUAAACUGCAAUCAUUUAAAAGAUCAUUAAGAACAGAAGAAAUGGAACAUACGAGUAUCGUGAUUUUGUUAGUUGGAUUUACUCUUGUCGGUGUGCUUGCAGAUGUAGAAGAUUCAUGUAUCGUCAAAAAUGUUGCUCUCAAUAAACCAGCAUACGUAUCCUCCAAGCAUCGCCAAGAAGCUCUCGCUAGUUUAGCUGUUGAUGGGAACUUAGAACAGAAUUAUUAUGGCACCGAAUGGGGAAACGACGAAUGGGGAAAAACUCCGUACUGUUUUCACACUCAAGACAUUCCUAGUCCUAACAACUGGUGGUAUGUUGAUCUUCAGCAAAUGUACAGUAUAGAAAAAAUGGUGUUCUACAACAGGAUAGAUUGUUGUAGCGAAAGAGCAAUAUUUGAAAUACAGGUCGAUUACUCUUCUGACAAUAUGACCAAUGUCGGCUUUGUGGAGAAAAUGAAUUCGACUAAGACUGUAUAUAUGCCUACGGACACUAGAGGGAGGUACGUGAAACUUGUGCAGCCUGGAAUAUCAAACCUUCACCUUUGCGAAGUCGAAGUAUACGCUUUACCAGUAUGCUGUAGCGAACCGUGUCAAAAUGGCGGAACUUGUAGCGCAAACAACUCUGAUGCACGUGGUUAUGAGUGCGCAUGUGUUAAAACCAGUGAUUACAAGAUCACCGGUGCGCAUUGUGAGGAGGUUUGGAUGAAACUGCCGACUAAUAGAACAUAUGACCUUGUGCCUCGACCGUAAUGCUGAAGGUAAGUAUCGGAUCGAUAAAUCGUUAUCUUUUUUGGACAACAUUUGGAUAACAAAAUACUUUGAUUCAAUAUUGUGUUCAAGGACAACUUUUAGAAGACCAGAUUAGUUAUUUUGCAGCUUUAAACUUUGGAAACAACAUUCAUCUUGAAUUUCAGCUUUACGAACGAAAGUGAAUGAAAAGAUUCGUUCUGUUUCAGCUUUAUGACAGCCUUUAGAAGAACUGAUAUUUUAAAUAUGUUCCAUUCUUAACUUGAUCCUUUCAACAAAACAAUGUCUGUUCAUUACUUAUGAUUAAGAAAUAAUAUAUCCCAAACAGUGAUUUGUCAUUGAAUAAAAUCAUUUUUGCAGUUUAGAUGCGAAGGAAUCAUAUCACGAGAUUGCAACCCGAUUGAUAUAAUAAUACGCAUCUAAACGAUAAAUAAUGAUUUUAAUUUAAGAGCAAAUCACUGUUUGAGAUAUAAUAUUUCGAUUCUAGAACCCUAUCAAGGAUUAUAAUGUACAUCCUUGACGACAUCUUUCAAAUAUUUGUCUAUUUUCUGUUUGUUUCUUUUCCAGCGCGCCGCUAUGCCGUUUGACGCUAUGGCGUAAUAAAUGUGACGUCAGAAAAAUGAAUAAUUGUUUAAUAACACUUAAUAAGCCUUCUUUGUUUAAUAGGAAAACAAAUUGGGUCGUGUUAGAAAUAUGUUUUACAGUAUCUUUCAACAGAAUAUGUGUUUACAUGUCAGUCAUUUAAUGAAGCAGGCAUUCUGGCUUUUAUGUAUUUUAUGUAUUUUUGUUCAAUGCUUGCGUUAUUUCUGUUUAGGGACUCGUUUUCAAGAUAUUGUUAUGUUAUUAUCUUUUCUUUUAGUCAUUGUUCUUUUUGUUUAGGAAAAAGUCAGGACAAAUGAAUAAUAGUUAAAAUAAGUGUUCCGCAUGUGUUCUCGAAUCAAUAAUUAACAUUUUUGCAAAAGUGCAAUACAUAAAUAUUUUUUUUUUAUUUUGAUAAUUUCUUACAAAACAAUGUAUUUUUCUGAUUUCCAUGCCUUAUUUUAUUUGUGUUAAGCUUGUUAUAUUCAAGGUUUUAUUGUCUUAUAUGAUUUAUGUUUCAUUUAUUAUCAUAUUUAACCAGGACAUAUAAAUAGAGGAUAAUUGUUGGUUUCGGUGUAAUAUCACGUUAUAAUUUCACCGAGUGGGCACCAAAAGUGAUAUUUUCACGAGUGGCGCAGCCACGAGUGAAAAUAACAACUUUUGGUGUUCACGAGUGAAAUUACCGUGAUAUUACAUCGAUACCAACAAUUUUUCUGUUUAUUUUAUGUCUAAAACUCUACUUUUGUUGUGUUUAUUUCAAUAAAAUGUCGAAAUUUGCGGGAAAUUUUAUCAGGAAGCAUCGCAAAGAUGACGUCAUUUUAACGACGUCAUCGUCAUAUUGUUUCUGGCUUUCAGUACGCUCGGUAAACUUUUUGACGUUAAUCCGGGUAUCAGAUUUGAUAAUUUUCACUGAGUGGCCAGUGAGUUUAUCAGGAUAUAAUUCACCGUUAUAUUUCGAUAAACCACCGAAAAACAUAAAAUAAAUGGAAUUAAACAAUGUUUCACCUUUUAUCCUAUUCAAUUAGAAUCUAUUGACAUUUUACAAAACACCAUUUUCCAGACAGAUGAUUUCCAUUUACGCAUUUUAUUGGUUUAUUGAAAUAUAACGACAGAUUAUAUUUAUAAUUUACACUGGUUUAUUAUAUAUUUCGAAACAAAAAAUCGAUUUUGGAAUAAUAUUAUCUACAUAAGUCGGAAAUGUUGUCAUAAAUGAAGUUCCAAAAAUAAAAUGCUGUACAUACGAAAGUUGAUGAAGAAGUAACGGCGCCUUAAUUCAACGUUGAUUCAUUAUAUAAUUUGAAACAGUACCUUCAUAAAUUCAAUUCUGAUAACACUGGUAAAUAUUCAUUCCUCAGAUUGUUUCGUUUUAGACACAUAGAAAUUCGAAGUAUACCGUUGUAAACACCAUUUCGCCACAUGCUUAUAAAUUUUCGUUUCAUCAACAGAAAAACGACAGUCCCCAAUUAACAUCAUACAAUUCCCCCAAAUCACAGGAUAUUUUCAUGAUACGGCGUAACGUCGCUUUGUUGUUUACCCUUAAAAUUUUUGUUUCAUCAUCACAGAUUAAAGAUCGGUUUAUAUUGUCGACUUCUAACGUUAGCAGCGUUAUCGAAGUGCGGCGUUCACCUAUACAAAGCUUAUUGUAAAUGUGGAAUUUCCAAAAAUUAUGCAAUAUAUUUUACAAUAUUUUGAAGAAUAAAAUACUGCAAAAAGAUCAAGAUAUAUAGGUAUGACUUUCAAGAUAGUGUUAUGUAAAGAUCUUUUCUUUUAGUCAUUGUCCUUUUAAAGAAGAAAGUCAGGACAAAUGAAUAAUAGUUAAAAUAAGUGUUUCGUACGUGUUCUGAAAUCAAUAAUUAACAUUUUUGUAAAAGUACUUAAACACAUAUUAUUUCUCAUUUUGAUCCUUUCUAAUAAAGCCAUGUACUGUUCUGAUUUCCGUGCCUUAUGUUAGCUGUGUUAAGCUUCUCGUAUUCAAGAUUUUAUUAUAUUAUAUAAUAUUUUAUCAUUUAUCAUCAUAUUUAACCAGGACAUAUAAAUGUAAUUAAACAAUGUUCCAUCUUUUAUCCUAUUCAAUUAGAAUCUAUUGACAUUUUACAAAACACCAUUUUCCUGACAGAUGAAUUCCAUUUACGCAUUUUAUUGGUUUAUUGAAAUAAAACGAAAGAUUAUAUUUGUAAUUCACACUGGUCUAUCAUAUAUUUCGAAACAAAAAAUCGGUUUUGGAAUAAUAUUAUUUACUUAAGUCGGAAAUGUUGUCAUAAAUGAGGUUCAAAAAAUAAAAUACUGUACAUACGAAGGUUGAUCAAGAAGUAACGGCGCCUAAAUUCAACGUUGAUUCAUUAUAUAAUUUAAAACAGUAUCUACGUAAAUUCAAUUUUGAUAACACUGGUAGAUAUUCAUUCCUCGGAUUGUUUCGAUUUAGACACAUAGAAAUUCAAAGUAUACCGUUGUAAACACCAUUUCGCCACAUGCUUAUUAAUUUUCGCUUCAAGAACAGAAAAAUGACUGUCCACAAUUAACACCAAACAAUUCCCCCAUAUCACAAGAUAUUUUCAUAUGGUGUAACGUCGGUUUGAUGUGUACCCUUAAAAUGUUUGUUUCAUCAUCACAGGUUAAAGUUCGCUUAAUUGUACAAAAUGUCGAGUUCUGACAUUAGCAACGUCAAUUAAAUGCGGCGUUCACCUUUACAAAGCUUAUUGUAAAUGUCGAAUUUCCAAGAACUAUGCAAUAUAUUUUACAAUAUUUUGAAGAAUAAAAUACUGCAAAAAAGACAGGUAUUAUAUGUUUUCUUUUCAUGUAACGCGUUUUCACCGCUCCAAUGACAUUAUAUCUUGAUCAUCCCACGUAUGUACAAGCAAGAAAAUAGGAAUAAACGUCUUCCAUAUUUAACCCUUACCAUGCUAAAUUUCUAUAAUGGACUGGUCCUCUUCCAAUAUGGGCAGUGCCAUUUAUCAUUUGAAGGGGUGUUUACUAAAAAUUUACUGACUGAAUAGCGAACAGUGCAGACCAUGAUCAGACUGCACGGAUGUGCAGGCUGAUCUUGGUCUGCACUGGUCGCAAAGGCAGAAUCACUUGCCGCCAGCAAGCUAAAGGUUAAAUAUAUAAAUAAUUUACUUCUUUUUCUGGUUUAACUACUUUUGACAUUAUCGUGUUUUAUUGCUUAUGCUUUUUAUAUUAAGCUAUAUAUUAGGAAAAUAUUAGGAAGAACAGACGGUUUAACUCACAGCUCAUUGACAAUGUUUGGUAGAAAAUUGAUUUUCAGUGGAAGGACAGAAAUAUAUGGACUUAUAAUGGAGGAGUAUUCGGCAUUACAUAGGCAACAUUUGAAAAAACAAAUUGUUGAAAUUUAGCUUCUUGAAACAGUAAUAAUAAAGAAUUGUUUAUGGUUGCUUGUGUUAUUUAUCACAAUCUACAUGAAUCUAGAUUUUGUGCAUGUUGUGCCCUACUUAUUGUCCAUCAUUAUCAUAUGUAUUAACAAAUGUUAAUUGGAAUCAAUAAACGUCUUUACUUCUU
This is a messenger RNA of Mercenaria mercenaria, 4918 nucleotides long. Its product is annotated as fucolectin-like. Bases 122 to 829 code for a protein of 235 amino acids. The transcript has 6 exons. The record is from RefSeq and is a predicted model, not a curated record. Lineage: Eukaryota; Metazoa; Mollusca; Bivalvia; Venerida; Veneridae.